This is a messenger RNA of Castor canadensis (American beaver), 3478 nucleotides long. NCBI's taxonomy places the organism in Eukaryota, Metazoa, Chordata, Mammalia, Rodentia, Castoridae. The record is from RefSeq and is a predicted model, not a curated record.
GUGCUCUGUCACUGAGCUACAUCUCCAGGCCUUGGCUUUCUUUUGUUUUUCUUUUUUAAAGGGUGCUUUGACUAUUUUAGAUUGUUUGAACUUACAUAUGCUUUUAGGAUCUUCUUGCCUGUGUUUUCCAAAGUAUAUUCUACAGUUUUGUUAGAAAUUACAUUGAACGUGGAGAUUAUUUUUGGGAGAAUAGUAAUUUUAGCAACUUGGAUGUUCCAGACAGUUAGUUCUUUCCUGUCUUUCUGAUCAUCAAUCUGUCAUUAUUUCUCUUCUGCCUGAAGAAUGCUCAUUAUGGCUUUCCUUUUAGUGAUGGCAUACUUAUAAUAAGUUUUUCUAAUUUUUGUUUUUCUGGCAAUAUCUCUAUUUUCCAUUCUUUCUUGUUGGAUAUUUUCCCCCCUGUGUUUAGAAUUCUAGGUUGUUAAUUAUUUGUUUUCAAAUUUUGAGUAUAUAAUUGUGGUGUUGUUUGGUCUAAAUUGUUUCUCUUGUGUAUUCAGUUGUCAGUUUUACUCUUAUCACUUUGAAGGUCAUUUCCAAUCAUCUCUGCCCUUUGUGUGUCUUUAAGGUAAUUUCUUUACUUUAGAUUUUUGUAGUUUACUGUGAAAUACUUAGGUAUGUAUUCAUUGUUUAAAUGGUUUGAACUUUUUAUGCUGGUUUUGGAACCCAGGGCCAUGUGCAUGCUAGGCAAUUGUACUUCACUGAGCUACAUCCCUUGGCUGGCCAGUUGGCCUUCCUUCCUUCCUUCCUCCCUCCUUCCUUCCCACCCUCCCUUUCUUUUCUAGCAUGUGUCAUGAGGUCUCAUUAAUUUGGGAAAUCUAUCACUUCAUCUUGUUUCUGUUGCAUCAUUCUCUUCCUCUUCUCCUUUUGAGACUAACACUGUAUGUGGACCUUUUCCUGUGUGUAUCUUGUGAGUUUCUUGUUUCUUCUUCAUCUCCAAGUUCCUCCUUUGUUCUUCAUUUGGAUAGUUUCCUCUGAUUCUCUUUUGGCUGUUUAUCAUUGUUAAACUCAUGCAUUUAGUUCUUAGGAUUUUUUUUUGGUUUGGGUUUUGUUUUUUUGUAUUUUAUAGUCCUCAAAUUUCCAUUUGGUUCUUUUUUUCUAAUAGCUUUGAGAUCAUGAACUAAAAUACUCAAUUUUGUCUCUCAUCUCUUUGAACCUAGUAAACAUAGCUGGUGUCUAAGCUUGGAUUUCCUCUAGGUCUAAAACUUGAUGUAUGGCACUCCUGUGAUUUUGCUUCUGUUUUUGUGGAUGUUUCUGCGUGGUUUUGUGUGCAUUGCACAUUUUUUGGAGUUGUUUUUGUAAAUAAUGGGCCUGAGUUUUUUGUUUAUUUCUGUUGGAGAAAUGUAGAAAUAAUAUCUUUCUCCAUAAUAGAUGGGUUUUUUUUUUUAAUUUGAGAGGGAAAUUAAACAGAGCUGGUGACUCUGUAGCUACCAGCAGGUGGGAUCAGAAUAAUCUUAUGUUAGGGACUGAGAUGAUUUGGUGCCUUGAUGCAGAUCUGUGGUCUGUCUGCUUUCAAUUCACCUUUAUUCCCAGGAGUUAGUCCUUUAGGGUCCCAGCCAGAAGAGAGGGAGUUUGGCCAGUGCCCUUGCUCUUUGGUGGGACCUGGUUUCCAGUUUCUAUCCUGAGUCUCAUUUCACAGGCUCUGAGCUGCCUUCUCUUAAAUUUUCAAAUGCCCCAGGUGAAACACAUCCCCAAAUUCCAGAGUCAUCUCCCUGGUGUUUCUCUGUCCUAGCUCCAGUCUUGACUCAGCAAUUUUUAGAUUUGUGUGUGUUGUUAUUUCUCUAAACAGAUAUUCUUUAUAGUGUUUUUUCUUUUUCUUCAGAAGAUUGAUCAGAAAUACUUAGUUUGCUUUAGUGGAAACUCCUGAAUUGACUCUUUCUGCCAUAAAACGUAUUGUUGUCUUUUCAUUAUCACCUUCAAAAGCAAGAGAAAGGAAGUUUUUAUCUUUUGUAACUGUUCCGUUUGGGAUAGGCAAUUUCGUUGAGUUUUCUAAUGUUCAUUUAUUGUGAGGGUAUGGAUACCAGAACCAACGUGCCUGGUUGUAUCACCAUUUAAUUCAACAUAUUUAAUUAAGAAGAAACUAUUAAGGCAAUUAUUUGAACUCUAACAGUUUUCAUUUAUCCUUCUGUAUUUAGUAUGUUGCCCACAUAAUGACCCUGAAGUCAGUAAGCACCUCUGUUACACUCAGAGAAAACAAAAAUAUUCCAGAAAUACUAAAAUUCAGAUAAUUGACCUGGGCACCCAGGUAUCUCAGUGACCAGGAACACAAGUGCUAAGUCAACCAUCAAUGCAGUGAUUGAGUUCUUUGGAUCAAACAAGGGGUUGCAUCUUGAGCAGAUAACAUCAGCUACAUUGACAAAGUUGGAAAAAAUUAAAGAGAGAAACAGCUGCAGGUGAAUUUGAUUGUCUAUCUCAACAGCAAAGAUUCAGGUUUACAGAAGACUACAAAUUUAUGUAUGGGAGAAAUAAUAAAGCGUAUAACAAGUUUGAUGUUGAAAUAAAGAGUACGAAGCUUCUUUUGUCAAGAUCAGGAGCUCUUAAUCUGCCACUCCCAGCCCAGCAGGCCCAGCCCCCGAGGACGCGGCUGCUGGCGAAAACUGCACUCCUCGGCUCUGGCCCUGCACUCCUCAGUCCUCCCCCUUCGCCUGGCUGCCCGGCCACCGCCCAACCCCAGCGUGACUCAGCUGGACCUGACUCUGACCCGUGACCAGGCGCAACCAUCAGGGGCAAGGACGCGUGCCACACAGACAGGGACCCGCGAUUUCAGGCUGCGCCUUCUCUCCGGCAUCCGCACUGCCUGUGGCUUCUGCGCGCAGCUGGAGCGUCCUCACAAGUGCCCCAAGGGGUCGGACACAUGCUGCCACCAUGUUGCUGUGGCCGCCUGCUGCCGGCGCUGAUGGGAGGAGGAAGAGGAGGAGGAGAUGGCGCCCUCCUGUCCCUGCCAGCCGCCGCCACCUGCGCGUUGCGAUCCCGAUCCCGCAGGAGUCGCGGUCUGGCCCGCGCCCGCUCUGUGUGCAGCAGAGAUGACGAGGACCAUGAAGGGGAAGGGACCGGAGCCCGUGGCCCGAGCGCCUGCAGGCCGAGGCCACCGUGACUCUGGGCAGCACCUGGUGGGGACUCCCUGCGCCUGGCCGCCCACAACAGUUGAGGCAGCGGUCGCCUCCGCCUCCUACUGCUGCGCUGAGAACGCGGCAGGAGGCGCCCUGGAGCCUUCGCGGUGGGCUGUCGCCUCAACCUCGUGCGCAUGCGCAGCAUGGGGAUCGCGCAGCCGCAAGGCCGCCUUGGACCAGGACUUCUGCUUUGAUGGCCUCAGCGAAGAGCAGGUGCACCACCUGGCCCUGUGCAUCAAGGCGGAGCUCAAGGGCUUUGGCCUGGAAAGGGGCUGCCUGCUGGGCCAGGGCGAGCUGCUGCCGGGCUCCCUCCUGUUCCUCUGAGUUGGGGACAUGACAGCACCUGUCCUUAGAUCACUGGUAGCUACUUUGUA